This is a messenger RNA of Podarcis lilfordi (Lilford's wall lizard), 9364 nucleotides long. Lineage: Eukaryota; Metazoa; Chordata; Lepidosauria; Squamata; Lacertidae. The record is from the annotation of a GenBank genome assembly.
AUGGAGGUGCUGCCUUGCUCCCGAGUCGCCCACAUCGAGCGCACCAAGAAACCUUACAACAACGACAUUGACUACUAUGCAAAGCGCAACGCACUGCGUGCUGCUGAAGUCUGGAUGGACGACUUCAAGUCGCAUGUUUACAUGGCGUGGAACAUACCAAUGACGGUAAGGGCAGGCUGAGAAGGCUCUCAAAGAGACAUUGUAGAGUUGUUGACGGUUGUUGGUACACACACACACACACACACACACACACACACACACAUCCUGGAAGUUGUAGUUUGAUGAGGGACCUGAGAAUAUUCAGUCUUCUCUGCACAACAUCCUUGCAUCUGUUGCCCUUUAAUUGCCAUAGCCGCUGCCCCCUUGCUGAGGAUCACUUGGGCCAUGUGGAACUAGAACUAGCUCCCUUUUAAAAAUGAAUUUUCCAAGCUCUGGUUCCCAUGUUGCUGGACUGCAGCCUCCCUGAUCAUUGGCCUUGCUGGCUGGGGCUGAUUGACGUACAGUCCAAGGAAACCUGCGGCAGUGUGGAGCAUUUGGUGUAUCUGGAGUGUCAGGUAAAAUGUGAAGUGGCUCUUAUGAAGAAAAGGAACUCUGCACAUGCUCAGAAUGCCAUCCCCCCAUAAAGGGAGUGAUGAUUUACCACACCCUCCUUCCCCAGGAGAAGGGGAGAGAUGGUUUAGCCAGGGAAGGAAUGUGGUUGAGCAUGUGGGCAGUGUUGCCCAAUAGGCAGAGACUGAAGCUAGCUCUGCCCCACACUCUUCUCUCUUCUUCUGUUGGCAACCACCACCAUUCCCUUUGCAGUGUGGGCAUUGCUAGUGGCCCUUUCUUUGGGGACUGAGUAGGAGUCUUUGAGGGAGUCAUUGGUUGGCUCUGGGUCUCCUCUUUUUUGUCUUCUCCACACUGUUGGGCGUCACCUGUGUGACCGGAGGGCCAUUGCGUGGCGAGUCCCCCCCCCAGUGGAAAUAAUGACACAUGACACAAUGCAGGUUAAUGGGCUAAAUAAGGCCACGACUUUAUUGGUUACAGGUGAUGAGCAGUAUUGGCUUAGGCAUUGGUUCUAACAGACUAUAUCCAACUUCAGCCCAUCCGCUUGAAGUCUAGGAAGGGUUAACCACCAGUAGGGGAGUCCUGCUGAUGCCCAUCAACUAGGAACUCCCUCGGGGUCACUGAUAGGGGGCGUGCCUUAGGCCCUCACCUCCCUAGGCUUCAGACAGGGCCACGCCCCCUGGAAUCCUUUAUCGGACUACCCUUCAAUAUGCAGGGCAGGUGAUGGCGCUUCCUCCCCUCUUCCAUCCACAGAACAAUACCAAUGCCUAACCACCAAUACCAAGAAAGUUAUGACGAUUUGCUAUGAGGUAGGCAAAAACCAAGUGGCUGGUGCCAAUUUGCCAACUGGAAAAAUUCCUACCAGGCCCCUCAACGGCAACCAACCAAGGUCAUAGCAAGGUCAAGGAAAAUAAAACCUUAUAGGGCGGUAGGGUGGGAAAAGCAGGAACAGCUGGCAGGCGGGGAAAGAGGGAGAUCCCCUGCUGCGUCCUGCCUUAAAUAGGGCAGGCCAUGCCCCCAGAUCCAGCCAAUUGGCUGGCCAGGGGACGGCGCAGCCGGGAAUCCCCCCAAUCGCGCAGGGCUGGCCUCCAGCCGCCGUGCACAUGGUAGGGCCGUGAAGCCCCCAACUCCACCUCCUCCAAAGGGCGGAAGUGGCUUUCCUUAAUCUGGCUCUAUUGACAUUUUGUCUGGGCAGGUGAACAGGUUUAAGUAAGGCCUGUGUUAAUAUAUGAGGCAAUUUGGGUUGGGUUGGUCAUGCACAUUGGGGUGAAGGUUGGCCAAUGGAGCCACGCUGUGCAUGUCUGAGUCAUACCAAUGGCAGGAAUCUAAACAAAUCUUGCUAUUUACAGUGUGUGUCUGUAAACUUGCCCAGUAGAUGGGACAGAUUGAAUCCCCAUUCCCUUUAUUGCUAUUCACCUGCCCAGGUGUGUAUUACUUGGUUAAUUUGCCAAUCCCCUAGUCUGUUAUCUUUUAAUAAAUAUAAUCUGUUUACCCAUAACAAUUUUUUUAUCGUGAGUCUUCUUUCUCUUGUGAUGGCAAAAUCAUUUUCUCUCCGUUGUCCUGUCUGAUUCAGGAUACAGGUGCCAAGGCAAGGUUUGCACCAAAACUAGGCUUGAGAUGUUUACAAAUGGCCCUUGCGGCAAGCACUUAAGUGUGAUGAAAACCUUCGGUCUUUGCUUCUCUUCCAUUACUUUCAUAUGAUCAUUUUCUCCAAUGAGCUAUAAAGCAGGCCUUUAGGGAAAGAAAAAUAAAGGCACAUUGCUUUAUCAGACAUAAACCAGCCUUCCAGAAAAGAAAAUGGUUUUUAAACAUCACAAAAAUAACCACCAUUUCCUUUCCUUUGGAAAACAACUGCUUUGCAACGGUGGAUUCACAGUGGCUUUUAAAUUGUCUAUUGAUCCGUCUAUCACUCCCUCUAAUAUUGAAUUCAGGUGCUGAGCGGUGACAAAAAAUAGCCAAAAUGGGGGCAGUGAAAAACAAGAGGCAGGUUCUGUAUCAGCGUACUUGGGGGACCCUAAAGUACAAAAAAAUACCCCAAGUCUUUAUUACUAUGCUUGCGCACACACACACACACACACACACACAUAUUAACUUUUUAGCAUAUAAAUUCCAACAAUCAUUUAACAAAACUUCUUAUCUUAUACAAUAUUUUUAGACUUCUGUCAACAACCUCUGAAGAUUUUCCGUUUUUUAUCACUUGUUCUGCAUUUCUUAAUUUCUCUAUUACUUUUAAUUGUCCUUAACUAAUAAUUCUUUUCAAAGUCUUUCUUGCAAUAUUUCACAAAGUCCUUCUUACAGAACUUCUUGCAGUCCUACUAGCGUAGUUACUUUAUUACUAUGUUCAGUAGCCAAAUGUGUUGAGGAUCAGCUGGAAAAGAAAACUGAAAAAUAUGAGGGAAUGGGAGACAGAUUGAUUGAUUGAUUGAUUGAUUGAUUGUGUAGUCCUUCAUCCGAAGGGCAGUUCACAGCAUAAAACUACAAAAUUAAAGCACAUUAUUAUUAGUGGAAAUUAUUCAAAGUGACAUAAGGCACAAUAGAGAUACUGAAACAAAUUAUGACAAACACCAUCAAUAACAACCUAAAGAAACCCCUACACAAGUGAAAAACAAGUCUCAAAUACUUUAAAAUUGUUCAACUAUCCAUUGGUCCUCAAGCAGGGGGUGAAUUGAGGCAUGGAGGUUAUGAGUGAUUUGGAAAAAGAGUGAGCAAUACUUUGGCCUCAGAUAUGUGAAAGACCAGAGGGUGGUCUUUCCUUCCACACUACCUCUUGAUAGUUUCACCUCCCUCAGAAGUUUGUGAGGGGUGGCCCAGAAAAGGACAUUCUCUGUUGCAGCUCCUAGGUUGUGGGACUCCCCUGCCUGUCACACCUGAGACAGAUGUAUUUUUUCAGGCUCCACUCUAUUGCUUUGACUGUAAUUUGUUUUACACUAUUUUUAAUACUGAACUUUUUAAAUUGCUGUAACCUGCCCAAACACCUUAUGAUAGAGGACAUAAUAUUAUGUAUUUUCUGUUUUUUUAUAUUGUGAUUUUAUGUUGUGAAGCAACCUGAGAUCUACAGGCGUAGGGUGUAGGGCAGUAUACAAAUUUAAUUAAUUAAUUAUUACUGGCACAACAACAACAACAACAACAACAACAACAACAAAUAAAUGAUGGGGCAAAUGGAGAUAUUGGACUAGGAAGGGCUGAAACCCUCCCUCCCAAGUAUCUCCUUUCCCCUUUGUGAUGCUUCUUGAUUCUUUCAAUGUGCAGAACCUCCAAGACACACCUGGGGCGAAUCUACACUGGUCGGUUAUGACGUUAAAAAUGCAUUAUAAAAACGUGACACCAGAGGGUGCUGCAGAGCAACCCGUCGACAAUGGGAAAUUGCAUUGAGAGCUAUACAGUAUAACUUUUUUAAUAGCCUUUAAUAGCGUUUUUACAAAGCAAUGUAGAUCCAGCCCUGGGGCCCCUCAUCCAGGAUUUUUCCCAUUCAUUGCAAUGGAGGGGUUAUCACGAUGCAUACAGGUCAAAAAGAGUGGCUCUCUCCCCUGAAAUGAAUCGAGGGCGCAUGAUCUCACAUGGGAACACCAUAUGCUCACUGGAGCAUACAUAUGCAGGUAUAUACAUGCGUAUUUUGAACUCAGUACAAAUCUGUUUACAAGGCAUUCUUUUAACAAGCUGGCAUCUUUCCUUCACUUAAUUCUGUACAGCUUUGCCUGCUUGUUUCUUGACUGCAGACAGUAAAUUGAAUGCUGUGGUAGCCAAACUUUGACAUUCUCCUUCUCCACCCCCACUUCAGAUCAUCUUCUUUUCUGUUACCAAAGGUUCAUUAAUAUGUAUUCCCUGUUCUCAAGGACAGUUGUAGACUGAGUAGCUACUUACACGGCAAGAGAGGGUUGGGGGGUUAGUUUGAGAGAGAGAGACAGGGAGAAAUCCGCUUGUAAACAAAAUGAAUAAUGAGCAUUUUUCAAAUAAUGAAAUUGACUGGAAAAUGGCCUAAUAGGAUUUCUGUGUUUAUACGCUCCUGUUGGCCUGUGGGUUUUUUUGUUUUGCAGAACCCCGGAGUUGACUUCGGGGAUGUUUCCGAAAGGAUUGCGCUGCGGCAACGUCUUCAGUGCCGAAGUUUUAAGUGGUACUUGGAGAAUGUCUACCCUGAGAUGAGAAUUUACAACAAUACCAUCACUUACGGGGAGGUAAUGUAUGGUGCUAAAUGUCUGUCACAUCUCUGCAUUACUGUUCCAUUUCCCCAGUUCAGGAGGGCUUUUGUACUGGAAUGUGAACCAAAGACAGAUGUUGUUUCAGCAGUGAAGCUCAUCUAAGAUCUGGAGGUUUCGCCCUUUCCGGGCUCUCAGCCAGGCCUCGAUUUGGGCAGGUGCCUGUAUGUGUGUCCCCUUCCUCCUGACUAGUCUCAUGCAUAAUAAUAAUAAUAAUAAUAAUUUUUUAUUUAUACCCCACCCUCCCUGGCCAGAGCCAGGCUCAGGUUGGCUAACACCAGUAAAAUUACAAUAAAAAAUAAAAUAAAUAAAAAACCAAUUUAAAAUACAGGUUAAAAUAUAAUUUAAAAUGCAGCCUCAUUUUAAUAGUAGCCCAUAGAUCUAAACCAUAAGGGGAGGAAAACAUAAGGGUCAGACUGAGUCCAAACCAAAGGCCAGGUGGAACAGCUCUGUCUUGCAGGCCCUGUGGAAAGAUGUCAAGUCCCGCAGGGCCCUAGUCUCUUGUGACAGAGCGUUCCACCAAGUCGCCAAUGGCUACUAAAGUUAAUGGGUUGCAUAACAUGGUUUGCUAAGUUAGCCCCCAUCUGCACUAAACAUUUAAAUCUGCAUUGCAUCACUUUAAAUAGCCAUGGGUUUCCCCGUAAGAAUCCUGUUCCUCUCAUAAUUUUCAGAGUGGUUUAGAAAUCAAUCCUUCUUUUCGGAGUAUGAAAAAUGCUGCCGGCUCUUUCUCUAAGUGAGGCUCUCGGGUAUCUUCCUCCAAGCCUCUUCAUAGGCAAAAGAGGUCCUUAAGGGGCCCAGUGGUGGAGCAAGCUGAUUGGGCACCUGUGGCGGUGUUUGUGCCUUGUGCCCAGGGGCGGGGCCAGCCACCCACAGGGCAGGGCAAGCCUGGGCAGGACGUUCUGCAGGGCCUUCGAAGAGCCUGCCUGCCUCUUCCCACACAGCUGCCCUACAGCUGAGGGGGAAGCGGAGGGCAGACCUUUUGGGGCAGCGUGGAGCCUGUGGGCCAUAGCUGUCAACUUACAGAUCUGAAAAUAAGGGAUCAGCAGCCAAAAUAAAGGAUUUUCAGAGCACAGGUAUGUUCAGCUUCUGAGCCCCUCUGAGCCAAAGGGAAAACGCCCAGCCAGCAGCCAAAUGAAGCCUCAAGUGGUGGUUCCCACAGCACAGCAACCCGGCAAAGGGGAUGUCGCAAGGGAAACCACCGUCACCUCUCCGCUGGGAAGCGCUGAGCAAAGGUGAGUCCCCAGGCAACGCAGUCGAUUUGAUCGGCACAAGGCAUGCAGGCUCCACCCCCCAGUCGUUCUUAGACUCCUUAUUGGGUGAGCAACGCAGCCAAGCAACACAGUUGGAGCCUCCCUCCUCCCUGGCUGGCAGGGAGGGAGGUAGAGGAGCUGCUUCCUUUGAAACCCGGGAAAUUUAAGGGACAUCAUCAAUAAGGGACAGCAGUGGGACACGGUGCUGGGAUAAGGGACUUUCCCGCCAAAUAAGGGAUGGUUGACAGCUAUGCUGUGGGCACCCAAGCCACCACGUCACUCCAAGGAGAGAUGUGUUGCUCGGGCACGCUGCCGUGGUGAGCGCCACCCACUAUUUUGUCACCCUCCUCAGUGGUGACACCCGGAGUGGCCUGCCCCCACCGUCCCCCCUUCCUCUGCCCCUGAAGGGGCCUACCUGAGAACCUUGCAGUAUCUGAUAAGAAAGAACCAGGGAUCACCUCUCCCAGGAGGGGAGGAAAGAGUGUUUAAAAAGCUGAGCAGGGAUGCAAGUAGGACAAUAUUUCAAAUUCCAUAUUGCAGGUGGAACAGGGUGGCAAGGCAGAGAUUGAAAUUGUUUCCUUAAGGCAGGCUCAUGAGCUUGUGUCAGAUUUGGAUCAGAGAUGUUCAGUCAGUAGAGCAUGAGACUCUUCAUCUCAGGAUUGUGGGUUCAAGCGCCAUGUUGGCUAAAAGAUUCCUGCAUCACAGGGGGUUAGAUUAGAUGACCCUUGUGGCCCCCUUCCAACUCUAUGAAAUUCUAUGUAAUCUAUGUACUGGUUUGGACUAUAUCACAGGUAGUAAGAUUUCAGAAGAAAUUACCAAUGAAUUUCUCAUUGCUGGCCCACAGCUUUGUGGCUUAUUUGACAAUCUCCAGUCUCCAGACUGAGACUCCAGAGGCUGAAGGAACUAAAUAUGUUGAGGUGGAUAUAAAACAUAUUGAAAGGGUUGUAAAAAUAUAUUUCCUACCAACUGAAGUCACUUUUUUUUUAAAGGAUGAGUUGUAAAAUGCCUGUCGUCGCCUUAUACCUGGGUAGCACGCUUGUCGUAAACUGACUCUGCUACCGCUUAACAGUUGGCAUUCUUUAAUUGGCAGCAGCUUGGGAAGGCAGGUUGGGUGGCCUUGUGGCAUGCUGUGCUGUCAGACAAUAUUUAUAUUGUGGCUCAGAGCAGAAGGGGAUGGAAAGCUUCAAGGAUGCUCACAGCCAUGGCUUUCCCCAGAAAAAGUUUUUUAAAGGUGAGGAAACUGGUUAGGAGACCCUGGUUUCUCCCACAGAACUACGAUUUCCAGUUUCCUGGAAGAGGCACUAAUAAUAAUAAUAAUAAUAAUAAUAAUAAUAAUAAUAAUAAUAAAUUUAUUUAUACCCCGUUCAUCUGGUUGGGUGUCCCCAGCCACUCUGGGAGGCUUCCAACAAAGUAUUAAAAUACAGUGGUCUGGUAAACAUUAAAAGCUUCCCUAAACAGGGCUGUCUUCAGAUGUCUUCUAAAAGUCUGGUAAUUGUUCUUCUCUUUGACAUCUGGUGGGAGGACGUUCCACAGGGCGGGUGCCACUUAUUGCUUGAUGCCAGGGUACCUCUCCAUAGCUGAACAUAGACCCCAUCUGCACUGUACAUUUGAAGAAGUAUUAUACCACUUUAAAUAGCCGUGGCUUCUUCACAAAGCCUUCUGGGAAGCGUAGUUUAUUAAGGUUGUUGAGAGAACCUCUAGCCAACUCCCAGAGCAACAAUUCCCAAAGUUCCCUGAGAAGAGGGAUUGACUGUAAAACCACUCUGGGAAUUGUAGCCAUGUGAGGGGGAACAGGGGUCUCUCAGCGCUGUGGUGAUAAGUAGACAGUUAAAUAUGAAUGUGUCUAGUUCUCUUUUAAAGCCAUCCAAGUCGGUGGCCACCCCUGCCCUUUGUGGGAGCAAGUUCCAAGUUUGUGCCCAUCGCUACAUCGAAGGCAAGUGUCCUUUAAGCUCUGCUUGUGGGCUUCCUAGAAGCAUGUGGUUGUCCAUGAUGGCAAGCAAGAUGCUGGACCAGAUGAAUCAUUGGUCUGACCCAACAAGUCUCUUCUGACAUUCCUCUGUAGCAGGACCUGUGUGCUUAUCUUUAGAUGGCAAUCAGGGAGUGUGAUGGAUUUCAUCCAAUAGAUGGGAUCCAGAUUUCUCAUCAGGGUUAUUCAGAGCGGGAUUGGGACUGGGUUGUUUACGAUGUGUAUUCCUAAUUCAUCAUCUUUCAUGUCGUACUCCACAAAUAAAUGUCUAGUCCAAGUCAUCAGAAUGUGUGUGUUCUGCCUGUAAGGACAAUUCAUGUCUGCUUUCGCAGAAGAACAAGUUGGCUAUGCAGCCCCUAACUGAUACGCAAAAGAAGGAUUAAUGGGGUGUCAGGAGAAGUGAAUGAGUGUGUUUUUCUUCCUUCAGAGAGACUCCCUGGUGGUUAGCAUCCUAUUUACUUUGCUUAAAAACAAGUUUAAGCUGCUCCAGAACAGGGAAGGCCUGUGGCUCAGUGGUAGAACAUCUGUCUUGCCCUCAGAAGGUUCUAGGUUCAACCCCUGACAUCCCCAGCCAGGGAUAGGAAUGUCCCUUGCCUGAAACUCUGCUUCUCAAUGUAUUGCAAGCUUUUUGUGGAGAUUUGUGAGAAUAUAUAAGACAGCUGGGAGAUGUAGGUGCUCGAACCAGGACCUGCCCCCUGUCCUCCACUAAGGCUUUGGGUUAGAGAAUUCCCCUACACUGAGGCCAACCUAUAUGGCCAACACCACCAGAUAAGUGUUGGUUGGUAACCACUGAGACUGGUAAGGUAGAAGGCCAGGAGCUCAACAGUAGGUGGAGCCAGAACCCAUGAGAUGUGGAGCCAACUAAUGGUAGUUCUAGCCCCAUGCUCCUCCUUGUUCUGUUCUAGAAUAGAAGGAGGGUGUUGAGACCAAAGAAGAAGAAGAUGACAGGCAUUCCCAGCCCCUGGAUUGGUUUUAAGUGAGAAGGCAGGUGGGAGAGCUGGCUGAAGGCACACAUUGGUUGGUGGACCAGUACCCCAUUUGCUCAAAUGAAGCAGUAUUCACUGUUCCAGAUUUUGUUGCACUUCAACUCCCAUCACCCUAUUCUGGCCAGGGUUGGUGAGUGUUGGAAUCCAUCAUCACCUGGAAGUUCCCCAUCCCAGAGCUAGGAUCAUAUAAGACAUCCAUCAGAACAUCACAAUAUUGGUUAAAUUUCUCUUUUUCCCUCCCUCCUACCCUGAUGUUGAUUUCAGGUUCGCAACAGCAAAGCCAGUGGCUUCUGUUUGGACCAGGGUGCAGAAGACGAUGACAAAGCCAUUCUCUACCCGUGUCACGGCAUGUCCUCCCAGGUAGAUGAGAUCAUAUGUUAUUACAUUUCUUCCGUGGCAAAUUUGAUUUUGUUUGCAUUUUAA